Molecule: messenger RNA, 2184 nt
Organism: Procambarus clarkii (red swamp crayfish)
Lineage: Eukaryota; Metazoa; Arthropoda; Malacostraca; Decapoda; Cambaridae
Product: isatin hydrolase
Molecular function (GO): arylformamidase activity
Source: RefSeq, a predicted model, not a curated record
GAUGCCCCAAGAUGGCUGGCCCGGGCAGCCAGCAGGUGUGUCAGUCUCCACAACACCUGUGUCUCUCGAGGGUGGCACUGUGCCUCUCCUCCCACCUCAGCCAUGCCUCGCCUGGCCUCCUCCCUGGCACUGGUGUGUGUGGCCGCCAUUCACGGAGCGCUGGCUGACGGGAGCUACGUGGAUCUGACCUACAGUUUCGACGAGAGUGCCAUGAAGUGGCCCUCUAGGCAGCCAUUCUCGAGGGAGGAGCAUGCCAGGGGCUACACUCCUCGAGGGUAUUGGUAUGAGUCAUACAGCUUCUGCAUGUCUGAGCACGCUGGUACUCACAUGGACGCUCCCUCGCACUUUGCCGAGGGCAAGUGGUCUAUUGACCAAAUUCCCAUCACUCACUUCAUGGGACAAGGUGUGGUAGUAGAUAUACAAGAUAAAGUAGAAAAUAAUCCAGUUGCUGAACUAACCUCUGAUGACCUGAUGACAUGGAUGGAUGAACAUGGUCCUCUUCCUGAUGGUGUUAUCCUCUUUGUGAGGACUGGCUGGGGGAAACGAUAUGGUAAUAAAACGGCAUAUUUUGGCACUGACACUAAUGAUACAAGCAACCUCAUCUUCCCAGGCAUCAACCCAGGAGCUGCACAGCUACUAACAGGAUAUGAAGCUGCAACAGGACGUCGGGUCUUUGGCGUAGGGCUGGAUACACCUUCUCUCGACAAUGGGCCGUCAACACUCUUCACAUCGCAUGUUGAACUCUUCACAGCUAACAUUUAUGGCUUGGAGAAUGUUGCAAACUUGGAGAAGUUACCGACCACUGGAUUCCAAGUAAUUGUUAUGCCCAUGAAGAUUCGGGGGGGCAGUGGUGCACCUGUACGCAUCAUAGCAACCCUUUCUGAUGCCAAUUCCACUUCACAUGCCAGUGCACCCAUGUCUCUACUGCACUUUACAGCCACUGUUUUCUUGUUAGUCUGUAGAUAUCUGCAAAGCUUGUAGUCAGGUUGUUCUCAACUGUUAAUUUUUUACAGGACAUGUGGUUGUCUCAUAGCAAGCACAGGACAUUACUUCCAUGUGGAAUACUGUAAUGCUUAUCUCAACUACAUUGCUAUGCAAUGUUUACUUGCAUUUGGUAUUAAAAUGUCAUGUGCCUACUUUUUUAAGGUCUUGGAAUUACCUGUAUUCAAUGAUACUGUAUAUAAUAUACGUACAGUACAUUUAAUUUAAAACUGGUUGGGGCAUAUAAUCAUCCCCAGAUACAAUAUUAUACAAAUGUACCUGACCAGUUGUACCUUAAGAUGCUGGACAAAAUAUGACUGCAAGCAAUGGGCAGGGAACUUGCUGUGCAGAUUUGACCAGCAUGUAAACACAGAUAUGACCAACUUUCACCCAAAAAAAAAAAUAAAACCUUUACAAAAAUGCCAUUUCAAUUUUACUUUCCAUGUAAGAUGUGAUUAUAGCUAAAGAAUAUAGCAUGAAAAGCUAAAGUUUAAGUUGUAUAUGAGGUACAAUAUUUUAGCUCAAUUGCUGCAUUCUUUUGGCCUUCAUCACAGUAUCCUACUUUAUCUUCAAAGCUUUCUCCUUUGUCACAUGUUUAUAAAGGUGAGGCUUGGUACUGCUUUCUGACAUUCAUCAAAAGUAUGAAGGUGUUCCCAGGUCAGUGUUUUUUAAGCACUAUGGUUUUUUUUUUUUUUUUUUUUUUUUUGCUGCUGGUCCUUAACGAUCUCUCCUUCCUCUUUUUCCCUAGGUAAACUCGUCUGAAGGUUUUGUACAUUUGAUGUAUGAAAAGUUACUGUAUUGCAUACAGUAGACUAUUGCUUUGAUAAAAAGCUAAAAGUAAUGAGUGAACUAUAGCUUUGUAAAGCUAGGUUAUGCCCAAAUAUAGUAAUGUAUUUUAAAAACAUUCUUAAAUGCAGUAUUUAUGAUCUGUAAUAUUUAAUAUUAUUUAUUGGAUACAUUUUACAUUAAUGUUACAAAGAUUUAACAUAAGAUUCUGAAGAGUCUGUCAAUAAAAUCUCAUUAUUGGUGUAGGAUCUGAAGCAAGCAUAAUAUUUUAUUUCUCUGAACUGUCGUAAUAUUUAGAGAUGUCUUUCUGCUCUGUGAUCUACCUCCAUUGUUGAAAGUUGUAUUUUUAAAAUCGGUAAACAUUGUAUUCCUUGGAAGAAAUAUAUAUUAUGGAUCCCAUUGUCAGGGACAAAAAGU